GAACUUCCUGGCCCGCCUAUUGUGGGAAAGCGGGCUUUGCAUUUCUGCUCUGCCCCCGUCGCCCCUCCCUCCGUUUGGAAGACUACCCUGGAGUUCAGAGGAGCGCUGGAUGGAAAAGGGAGGAGGCCCGCGAAGAGAUCCAGAUCAGAGGCGGAGCGCUUGUUGUCCAUUGCAGGGAUAAGUCCCUCUUCCUUAACCCAUGUUCCUAAAUUCUGCCUAUAACCCAUCUAUAGACUCUGAUUUGAAGAAAAAUACUGACUGGUUCUUCUAAAACAACCAAGUGCUUCAAGACAGGCUGCCCUUUGGCCCACAAGGGGAAAUGGCAGCAGAAUGGGGCAACAUAUCAACCCACGGUGUAAAGUUAAAAGCUGCCCCCGGGGCUGGAAUUAAGGUGGAGGAGCUGGACCCAGUAGGCCCAGAAACAGAACAGGGCAUGGGAAAAGCCGUUCUGCCAGUCCAGGAAGGGAGGACUAGAGGAUUCUGGGAAAGAACCACUUCACAGCAGGAAGCCAAUGAAGAGCUCCAGCGGAGCUGGGAAGCGCGACUUCAGGGCUUUGUGAAGGCUCUGGAGUCUCCUUGUUUAGAUGAGGACUGUUCUCAACUGCCACAGCUCAUGCCAUGGGAGAAUCAUGAGGCUUUCCGGUCACUUUUGGGGGGCACAGCUCACCUCAAGCAGCACUCUGGAGGAGGAAGGGCAACCAAAGUCCCACCAGGCCUCUGCCGGGAGGAAUUGUCCAAAACCCUGUUGGCUGAGGAUGGGGCAGGCAGCCAGAAAGUGAAGGAAGAGGCUCCAGAUGAGGAGAUGGUGGCCAAGGAUAUUCAGCGCCAACGCUUCAGGCAUUUCUCCUGCCAGGAAGCAGAGGGGCCGCGAGACAUUUGUAGGAGGCUCCGGGAACUUUGCCACCAGUGGCUGAAGCCCGAAAGGCGGACCAAAGAGGAGAUUGUGGAGUUGGUGGUCCUGGAGCAGUUCCUGGCCCUCCUUCCAAAAGAAAUCCAGAGCAGGAUCAGGGCCUGGGACCCAGAGACCUGCUCCCAGGCGGUGGCCUUGGCAGAAGCUUUCCUGCUGAGACAGCGACAGGAUGAGGGAGGAGAGGAGAAGGUGCUGAGGCCGUUCAAGGAGGAGUCGGAUUGCCUUCCUGAGGCAGAGCUGGCACCAUUGGACGCGUGCCAUACACCCGCCUCUAGGGGAAUGAAGCGAGAGGAGGACUUGGAUGCUACCAUGCUGGAAAAUAAUUCAAGGAAAGAGAAAAACCACCCAGAAGUCUCUGGGGAUGUGCAGCCAUAUUGGAUGUUGUCAGAAAGCCAUGACCAGUGCACUUCCCACCAUUCUGAUUGGUGGGAUGUCUCUCAGAGCUUCAUGGGAAAUAGACAACAGAAUGAAAGUAAAAGAUCAAUUCAUUGUUCUCAAGGCCACUGCAAGCACCUUGAUGAAACAGCUAUCCAGAAAAAAAUCCUCAAAUGUGAGAGAAAAAUGGCAUGUACUGAAUGUGGGCAAUUUUGGAAAAGCGGGGCUGAACACAGUGCAGAUCGAAGAAUCCACUUGGGAGAGAAACCCUACGAAUGCUCGGACUGUGGGAAGAGGUUUAGCCGGAAAGCUGACCUUGUCAGUCAUCAGAGGAUACACACAGGGGAAAAACCAUACAAAUGCCAAGACUGUGGGAACAGCUUCAGCGACUGUUCGAGUCUCAGUAGACACCGGAGGACCCACAGUGAUGAGAGACCGUAUAUAUGCUCAGUUUGUGAGAAGAGCUUUGCUCAAAGAGCAAAUCUUAUUAAACAUCAGAGAACCCACACAGGGGAGAGGCCUUAUGCCUGCUCAGAGUGCGGGAAGAGCUUCAGUCAGCAAUCAAACCUGAUUUUACACAGAAGAACCCACACUGGAGAGAGGCCACAUAAAUGCCUAGAGUGUGGGAAAGGUUUCAGCCGAACAUCACACCUUCGUGUCCAUGAGAGAGCCCAUACCGGAGAGAAGCCGUUCCAGUGUUCAGUUUGUGGGAAAGGUUUUAGCCGGAGGCCUAAGCUUGUCACGCACCAGAGGAUCCAUACAGGAGAGAAACCAUACGAAUGCUCUGACUGUGGGAAAGGCUUCACAGGAGCAUCAAGCCUUAAUAGGCACAAACGGAUUCAUGCUGGACAGAAAUCACAAGCUCCUCCGCGGCAAGUGAUUUUUAAUGGGAGUCAUGUUUUGAACUGAGCAAGGGUUGGAGGACCAGCAGUAUUCUGUAGGCCCAAUGACUUGCUCCUAUGCAGAAAACCACUCUGAUGUCGUGGUUUGAGUGGCCAUCUGAGACUGUGGAGAUCCAGGAUCAAAUCCCCAUUCACCCUUGAACCCUGCUAGAUGAUCUUGGGCUACUCAGUCUCUAAGAAUAUAAGAAGACUGUUAACAGAAGGGGUCUCUCGCUAACUUUUGGCCAAAGAACGUAAGACAAGCUCCUGCUGGAUCAGGCCAAAGGCCCAUCUAAUCCAGCAUCCUGUUCUCACAGUGGACAACCAGAUGUCCCAGUGGAAAGCCUGCAAGCAGGACCUGAGUGCAAGAGCACUUUCCUCACUUGUAAUUCCUAGCAACUGUUGUUCAGAGGCUUCCAACAAUGGAGGUACUACACAUAGCCAUCAUGACUAGCAGCCAUUGGUAGACAUAGCCUCCAAGGAUGUGUCUAACCCACUUUUACAUCAGUGGGAGCAAAUUCCGUACUUUAACUAUGCUCUGGGCGAAGAAGUACUUUCUUUUGUCUGUCCCACAUCUCCCUAAGAUCAGGUAUUAUGAGAGAGGGAGAAUAACGUCUUCCUGUCCGUUGUUACCACACAUGUCCCCACUUACUUGCCUGUUUUCUAAAUUUAAAAGCCUUUUCUCAUAGGGAGUCGCUCCAGCCCCUUGGUCAUUUUGGUUGCCCUUUUCUGAACCUUUUCUGGUGCUACAAUAUAUUUUUUGAGGCAAGGUGACCAGAACUAUGCAUAGUAUUCCUAGCGAGGUUGCACCCUUGAUUUGAAUAACAGCAUUAAGAUAUUGGUGGUUUUAUUUUCAGUCUUUUUCCUAAUAUCCCUAACACGAAAUUGACCUUUUUUCUUAGGGGCUUCACACUGAGUCGACAAUUUCAUGGAGCUCUCCACCAUGGCCCUGAAAGCUCUCUAUCCUGGUCAGUCACCACCGCUACAGACCCCGUCAGUAUAUAUGUGAAGUCAGGAAUGUUUGCCCCAAUGCGCACCACUUUAUGCUUACACUGAAUCGCAUUUGCCAUUUUAACACCCGUUCCAUCCAGUUUGGAGACAUCCUUUGGGAGGUCUUUGCAAUCCCUUUUUGUUUUAACCACCCUGAAGAAUUUGUCAUCAGCAAACUUGGCUGUUCACCCUUAACUCCAGGUUAUUUAUGAACAAAUUAAAAAGCACUGGUCCUAAUACGGAUCCUUGGGGGACUCCACUUCUUUCAUCCCUCCAUUGUGAGAACUCUCCAUUUAUUCCUACUCUGCUUCCUGUUCCUUAACCAGUUACUGAUCCAUAAGAGGACCUGUCUUCAUAGCAACAUAGGAAGCUUCCUAACUCAGUACUGCCUACACUGACUAGCAACAGCCUUCCAGGGUUUGAUGCAGGGGAAAUUCCCAGCUCUACCUGGAGAUGACAUUGGAGAUUGAACCCGGGACCUUCUGUAUGCAAGGCAGAUGCUCUACCACUGAGCUACCGCCCUUCCCCUGACUACUAAGCUUAAGGGUGUCUCUGAUAAGGGACUCUCUAGAAAGCCAUUUGAAAGUACACAAUGUGAAUUGUGUAAUUUGAAAGUACACAAAGGAUCAUCCCUAUCCCUAUCCUUCUGCUUAUUGACAAAGACAAGACUUGCGGAAGCCAUGCUGGUUCUACUUUAGCAAGACUUGUUCUUCUAUACCAGGUGUGAGGAACCUUUGGCCCUCCAGUGUUACUGAACUACAACUGCCAUCAUCCCUGGCCAUUGGCCAUGCUAACUGGGGCUAAUAGGAAUUGUAGUUCAGCAACAUCUGGAGGGCCAAAGGUUCCAACACCUGUUCUAUGUGCUUGGUAAUUUUAUCUUCAAUAAUGCUUUCCACCAUUUUCCCAGAACAAAUGUUAAGCUAACAGACCAGUAAUUUUCUAGAUACUCCUUGGAUUCCUGUUUUAAAAUUGGUGUUACAUUGGCCGCUUUCCAGUCUUCAGUAACAGAGGCUGAUCUUAGGGACAAGUUAUGUAUUUCUUUUAGAAGAUCAGCAGAUUCAUAUUUGAGUUCUUUAAGGAUUCUCAGAUGGAUGCCACCUGGACCUGACAAUUUGUCUGUUUUAUUUUGUAUAUAAGGUCUAAAUUUAAAUAACAGCAACAUCUGAAGGGCCGUUCAUUCCCCAUCCUGGAUUAAAGUGCCCGUAUCUAUCUUUCGGAAAGUUGUUAUGUCUGUUCACUGUGCAUUGGACAUCUCUUAAGAUAUUGUAACCAAAUUUUGCAUGAUGGUUCCUGAGAGCAAUAAGCAGGUUUUCGCCCAUGUCUUUUUGGACACCAUUGGACGCCAUUUCGAAUCAAGAUGUCAGACUCAGCCUUUCAAAACGGUGCUGAUUUUAACCACUGAUUUCAAAACGGAACUGAUUUCUUAGACUUCCCUAGCAAAUGCCGAGUGUGAGGCUGCUAGCAAUACAUAAAUAAAGCCCUGUCUGUCCAGAAGGUUCUCUUUGUCCCAUUUUCUCUGUAUUUCCACAGUAGCCACACCUAACCAACAUGCCCAUUCCCUGGGUACAUCCUCUUCCUCUUCUCCCUUCGGGGGUCCCCCAAAUCAUUUGCAGUGGACAUAAGGAAAGACACACUCUGAUUUUUAUGGGAUAGUCCAGAUUAGAUGGUUCUUGAAAAGGAAAGUGGAAGUGUAUUACCAACUUUAUCUCCCAUUCUGAGCUCCUCUAGGCCAGAAGGUGAAAAGGCCAGAGUUUUCCACACACACUUAGAAUGCAGUCCUAUAUGUGCUUACUGGGGCGUAAGUCCCAUUGAAUAUUGUGGGUACUUCCUGUUGACUAAUCAUGCCUAGGAAUGAGCUGUUAUUCUGGCAGACAAUUUCCUGGACUAGAAUCCCCUUCAUCAGAUGCAUGAAGUCUGCGGUGGCUGUGAGUGUGUAUGAGAAAAUGAGACCAAAUGGAAAUUAUUACCAGACCAAUUUCAAGAGUGUUCUUGCACUCGGGUCCUGCUUGCGGGCUUCCCCCAGG
Molecule: messenger RNA, 5180 nt
Organism: Rhineura floridana
Lineage: Eukaryota; Metazoa; Chordata; Lepidosauria; Squamata; Rhineuridae
Product: zinc finger and SCAN domain-containing protein 31-like
Exons: 4
Coding region: 320-2194 (624 amino acids)
Biological process (GO): regulation of transcription by RNA polymerase II
Cellular component (GO): nucleus
Molecular function (GO): RNA polymerase II cis-regulatory region sequence-specific DNA binding; DNA-binding transcription factor activity, RNA polymerase II-specific
Source: RefSeq, a predicted model, not a curated record